Anneissia japonica is the source of this 517-nucleotide messenger RNA. RefSeq names its product 39S ribosomal protein S18a, mitochondrial-like. Gene Ontology annotation, cellular component: ribosome; mitochondrial small ribosomal subunit. Gene Ontology annotation, molecular function: structural constituent of ribosome; small ribosomal subunit rRNA binding. The record is from RefSeq and is a predicted model, not a curated record. Gene Ontology annotation, biological process: mitochondrial translation. NCBI's taxonomy places the organism in Eukaryota, Metazoa, Echinodermata, Crinoidea, Comatulida, Comatulidae.
ACAAUAAUAAAGUACUCUUCAGCUCCAUGUACGUUAAAAGUUAAUGCUGCAAACACAAAGUACUUUGCGUUCGCAGCAAUUAAAGUUCGUGUGCGGUAGAUUAUGACGCAAGUCUAAAUAAUAAUGAGGGCGUUGAAAAACGCGUCAAUAUAAUAAAAUUCGGAAGUCGCAAACGCAGUUACGCAGUGCAUGUCGUGUGUCUACAAGAUGGCGGCUUGCAUGCGGCGAUUUGCGUGCUCGAGCGUCUAUAGAAUGUGUACGACAUUGAACGGAGCUACAACGACAACAUUCACCUACCUCAGAGAUACACGGUUAUUAUUUCAUACUGCUGGUGUCAAUACAGACAAAUACAGAAAAGUUCUAGAAACCACUGAAGGGGAUGUUACGACGGUUGAAGCAGAAUAUGUUUCAGCAACUGCAGCAACUAAAUUCAUUAACAAAGAAUAUAAAGAUGCUUGUCCAAUCUGUCGACUAAACCUCAAGGUAACAUAUAAGGAUGUUUUAAUAUUAAGCCAAU